AUGUUCUCUCGCCUGUCCCAGCCCGCCUUCCUCCGCCGCGCCUGUGCGGCCGCCGCCCCCCGGGUGCUCCCCCGGCCGGGCGCCGCUCGGCCGCCCACCCGGCACCUCUCCUCGGCCCCGGGCGAGGGCGCCCCUACCGCGGGCACGUCGGCCGCCCCGGCCCCGCCGGCUGCUGGUGCCGCCCCGGCCGCCCCGGCCGCCCCGGCCUCCGCUACUUCGACGGCCUCCGCUACUUCGACGGCCUCCAACGCCGGUGCCGCCUCCUCCGGUGCCGCCUCCUCCGGUGCCGCCUCGUCUGGUCCCCGGAACCCCUUCAGCCAUCCCCUCUCCUGGGUCAGCCUGGCCCUGAUGGGUGCUGUCGGGUAUAAGCUGACCGACUAUUUUGAGACCGAGCGCGCCAAGAUGCUCGAGAUUUCCCAGAAGGAGCAGAAGGCCUCCUACGGCAAGCCGCGCCUCGGCGGGCCCUUCGAGCUGAUCAACGCCAAGACCGAGGCCCCCUUCUCGGACCGCGAUCUCCAUGGCAAGCAUGCCCUCCUGUACUUCGGCUUCACCCACUGCCCGGAUGUCUGCCCCGAGGAGCUGGACAAGAUGGUGGCCGCCACCAAGCAGAUCCAGGCCCUGGCCCUGGCCAAGGCCGGUGGCCAGGCCGCCGCCGUGCCCGAGACCCACCAGGUCAACAACGUUUUCAUCACCCUGGACCCGGCGCGCGACACCCCGGCCGCCGUGGCCGAGUACCUGUCCGACUUCGACCCGAACUUCAUCGGGCUCACCGGCACGCGCGAGGCCCUCGGCCAGGCGGCCCGCGCCUACCGCGUCUACUUCUCGCCCAUCCCCCAGUCGCUGGGCGGCGAGGAUUACCUGGUGGACCACUCGAUCUUCGUCUACCUGCUGGACCCGGCCGGUCGCUUUGUCGACUUCUACGGCCAGAACACCCCCGCCGAGGAGAUGGCCACCGGCAUCUGGGAGCACAUCCAGUCCUACACCCCGCCGACCGAUGUUGAGCCGGCUGCCGGGCCCACCGGCAAGGUCCAGCCGGUCCCGGCCCCGGCCUCGGCCACCAUCCAGCCGGCCGCCCCCGCUGCCGCCGCCGCCGCUCCUGCCUCCUCCUAGUCACGCCGCCCUUGAAGGGCGUCUGGCCAGCCCGCGCAAAAGACAGCGAACGAGGCCCGGCGACCCGGAGCCGAGAUGCCGUCCCGCCACAUCUCGCCCCUCCCCGUCCCUCCCCGUCCCUCCCGGCCUCUUCAGCGCGCCCCCUCCCCCCCCUCCCC
This is a messenger RNA of Fonticula alba, 1268 nucleotides long. RefSeq lists its product as hypothetical. The record is from RefSeq and is a predicted model, not a curated record. NCBI's taxonomy places the organism in Eukaryota, Rotosphaerida, Fonticulaceae. The coding region runs from base 1 to 1110 and encodes 369 amino acids. Gene Ontology annotation, biological process: mitochondrial respiratory chain complex IV assembly. The transcript has 3 exons.